AUGGUCGCGAACAAAGAGUAUCUCUACUGGUUUCAAACCAGAAUACAGGGUGUUUAUAGGCAUUCACCGCGAGAGAGAGUGAGAGAAUCGAAAAGAGCAUAUUUUGACAAAAUUCCUGUCUCUGUUCUUGGAAGGUCGUUAGUUUCUGUGACAGAUUUUUCCUUAAUCUCAGAUCUCUCUCCUCUCCCUUUCCUUGUGGCCCAGGUGGAAUCGCAAUACUUCGAUCUGUGGCUCCAAUUCUGCACUUCCAGCUCUUCGGCCUUCCCAAAAAUUUCAUCUUUUUCUUGGACGAUCGAAUUCCCCGGUGGCUGCUGGCGGCGUUGCUGUGCUUGGUCUCGCCUCGCCGCUCUUCUGGGUUCCCCACUGGCGCUGUCAUGUCUGCAGCACGCCGAACUUGCCCAGCCGCUUGGGUUCCGGGUGUUCCGCGCCAAAUCUGCUGCGGCAGUGCUGCCAAGAUGGAUGAGAGUGAAAGGUGAUGUUGGACAUGGCGGAGUAUCAUACAGAAUAUUAUGGAAGUUGAAGCCUAAAGUUGAAAUUCGGCAUCAGUAAACACACUUCAUUUUGGAUGGCCACAUGACAAUUGCUGCAGUGAUGUCAAACUAUUCUGCAUUAACUAUUUGAUUUAAGGGGAAUCACAUCUGAUUUGCAGCCGCCUGUUGCUUGCUUGCUUGGUAAUUCCACGUCUCACCUUGUCAAGCUACAAUUUAUUAGUAGAAAAACUUUUGAACUUAGCUUUCCUAUAGGCUUUUCUUUAGCACUGUUGGUUCUUUAGUUAGUCAUGGAAUUUUGUCUUUUAAGAAAUGUGCGAAUCUGUUGAAAGACAUCAAAUAGAUGUUGGAUGAGCACCAGUAAAUUUGUAUACUUGCCUGCUCGCUUAUUCUUUAUUUUUCAGUCAAUCAUACUUAGGUUGGUAUGGAACUACAGAUAU
Zingiber officinale is the source of this 928-nucleotide messenger RNA. RefSeq lists its product as uncharacterized. Bases 1 to 549 code for a protein of 182 amino acids. The record is from RefSeq and is a predicted model, not a curated record. The transcript is spliced from 3 exons. NCBI's taxonomy places the organism in Eukaryota, Viridiplantae, Streptophyta, Magnoliopsida, Zingiberales, Zingiberaceae.